This is a messenger RNA of Telopea speciosissima, 1485 nucleotides long. Its product is annotated as peptide chain release factor PrfB1, chloroplastic. Lineage: Eukaryota; Viridiplantae; Streptophyta; Magnoliopsida; Proteales; Proteaceae. The record is from RefSeq and is a predicted model, not a curated record. Gene Ontology annotation, biological process: translational termination. The transcript has 8 exons. Gene Ontology annotation, molecular function: translation release factor activity, codon specific. Gene Ontology annotation, cellular component: cytoplasm. The coding region runs from base 35 to 1423 and encodes 462 amino acids.
UCUUUUUUUCGGCUCCACUUGCUUUCUCCAUGCCAUGGAGUGUCUGCGUCUACCUGCAACGUCUCUUGGACUGCGGCCCUUCUGUUUAACGUUCACAGACGGACCAAGUAGAACCUUUCUCAAUCCCAAAAGAAUAACUUCUUCUCUUCCUCUUUUAUUGCACUCGAGCAUCUUUUCCUCUAGAAAUCUUUCAACCCCGUCUCAGUUUUCUCAUCUUAUACAAUUUGCAAUUCCUGAAAGCCAAUCGAGUGCUCGAGUCAGUACCGAAACAGCUGAAUGGGCAAUGCAAGAUUUUUAUACCCUAAGAAAGGAUGUGGAAAUAACAAUUGAACGUGUUGAAGAGAUUAGGGCAUCUGCUGGUCUUCAGCAGUUAGAAGAAGAUCUUGCAGUUUUAGAGAAAAAGGCUGCAGAUAGCUCUUUGUGGGGUGAUCGAGCUAAAGCACAGGAAACGCUUCUUUCCUUGACAGAUGUCAAAGACAGAAUUAAACUUCUGACUGAUUUCAAAACCCAGGUUGAAGAUGCAGAAACAAUUGUAAAGCUAACUGAAGAAAUGGAAUCCAUAGAUGCUUCACUUCUUGAAGAGGCUGCCAAUACUAUUAGAGAUUUGAAUAAGGCUUUGGAUCAGUUUGAGUUGACUCAGCUACUUUCUGGACCAUAUGACAAAGAAGGUGCUGUAAUCUCCAUCACGGCUGGUGCUGGGGGUACAGAUGCACAGGAUUGGGCUGACAUGCUGCUUAGGAUGUAUGUGAGAUGGGGAGAGAAGCAGCGGUACAAGACAAGAGUGGUUGAGAAAUCCAUGGGUGAGGAAGCUGGAAUCAAAUCAGCCACGAUUGAACUAGAAGGCCGUUAUGCAUAUGGGUAUUUGUCAGGGGAGAAAGGAACACAUCGUAUUGUCCGGCGGUCUCCAUUCAAUGCCAAAGGUCUUCGCCAGACAAGCUUUUCUGGUGUAGAAGUUAUGCCACUGCUUCCUGAAGAGUCACUGGAUGUUGAGAUACCUGAAGAAGACUUGGAAAUAAGUUUCUCCAGGGCAGGUGGAAAGGGUGGUCAGAAUGUGAACAAGGUAGAGACAGCUGUUCGAAUCGUUCACAUCCCUACUGGCAUUGCAGUUAGAUGUACAGAAGAGAGAUCUCAACUAGCAAACAAGAUCAAAGCCCUUAGUCGUUUGAAAGCUAAACUUCUGGUCAUUUCUGAGGAGCAAAGAGCAUCCGAAAUCAAACAAAUACGAGGAGACGCAGUGAAAGCCGAAUGGGGCCAGCAAAUACGUAAUUAUGUAUUCCAUCCGUACAAGCUUGUCAAAGACUUGCGGACAGGAUAUGAGGUUUCUGAUAUCACUUCUGUUAUGGAUGGUGAGUUGGAGCCAUUCAUCAAAGCAUACCUCAAAUACAAAUACAAUAUAACUGCUGCAGCUGCUGCUGUCAUAUAACUGUUUGUGAUUCACAAAUCUUGGUUACUCUAUAAUCUUUAUAGUAUGUAAUGUUCCUAAUU